CCAAUUCCCGAGAUGCUGUGGACGCCGAGCCUAGCAACCCGGAAGGCUAGGCGGGAUGGUGGGGGCGGGCCCAGUUGGAGGCCAACCAAUAAUAGCGCCCAAAAGGAGCGACGUACGCCCUUCGUCUUCCAGUAGCAGAUGGCACGUUGGACGCAUGCGUUCUAAGGAAAGCUAAGAAAAGGGUCUGCUGGCGGGUCGCGUCGAAGACAUGGAGCAAGGCUAUGGAGGCUAUGGGGCAUGGAGUACUGGGCCUGCCAACACUCAGGGUGCAUAUGGAAGCAGUAUGGCCAGCUGGCAAGGUUAUGAAAACUACAACUACUACAACGCCCAGAACACCAGUGUCUCCACAGGAGCGCCCUAUAAUUAUGGCCCAGCCUCAUGGGAGGCCACCAAAACCAGUGAUGGUGGCCUGGCAGUUGGUAGUUCUGCCAUGCAUAUGGCCUCUUUUGCCCCAGAGCCAUGUACUGACAAUUCCGAUUCACUCAUUGCCAAGAUCAAUCAACGUUUGGACAUGUUGUCCAAGGAAGGAGGCAGAGGUGGGACCAGCAGCAGUGGGGAGGGCGUACAAGACCGAGACAGCUCCUUCCGCUUCCAGCCGUACGAGUCCUACGACUCCAGGCCCUGUUUGCCGGAGCACAAUUCCUACCGCCCCAACUACAGUUAUGAUUAUGACUUUGACGUGGGGGCUGACCGUAAUGGCAGCUUUGGUGGGACAUUCAAUGACUGUCGGGACCCAACCCCAGAACGGGGCUCCCUUGAUGGUUUCUUGAGGGGCCGGGGCCAGGGCCAGGGCCAGGGCCGCUUCCAGGACCGGAACAACUCCAGCACCUUCAUGCGUAGUGACCCCUUCAUGCCACCCUCGGCCUCCGCGGAGCCCCUCUCAACCACCUGGAAUGAGCUGAACUACAUGGGUGGGCGUGGUCUGGGUGGGCCCUCCACCAACAGGCCACCGCCUCCCCUCUUCUCCCAGGCCAUGGCCCCUGACUACGGCAUUAUGGGCAUGCAGGGGGUGGGAGGUUUUGGUAGCACCAUGCCUUAUGGAUGUGGCCGGUCGCAGACUCGGUUUCGGGAUUGGCCCAGAAGGAGAGGGUUUGAGCGCUUUGGACCAGACAUGGGCAGGAAGCGGAAGCAGUUUCCACUGUUUGAAGAAACUGACGCCAAACUGGCCCGUGUUGACAGUGAAGGAGAUCUGUCUGAAAACGAUGAUGGAGCUGGUGACCUACGGUCAGGAGAUGAAGAGUUCAGGGGGGAAGAUGAAUUCUGUGACUCCAGGAAGCAGAGAGGAGAAAAGGAGGAUGAGGACGAGGAUGUGAAGAAGAGACGGGAGAAACAAAGGAGGAGAGACAGGAUGCGCGACCGAGCAGCUGACAGGAUUCAGUUUGCUUGUUCUGUAUGCAAGUUUCGUAGCUUUGAAGACGAAGAAAUUCAAAAGCAUCUGCAAAGCAAAUUUCACAAAGAGACAUUGAGGUUUAUAAGUACCAAACUGCCUGACAAGACAGUGGAGUUCCUCCAGGAGUACAUUAUAAACAGGAAUAAGAAAAUUGAGAAGCGGCGUCAGGAGUUGUUGGAGAAAGAAAGCCCUAAACCCAAACCAGAUCCAUUCAAAGGGAUUGGCCAGGAACAUUUCUUCAAGAAGAUUGAGGCCGCACACUGCUUGGCCUGUGACAUGCUGAUUCCUGCGCAGCACCAGCUCCUUCAGCGGCAUCUGCACUCUGUGGACCAUAACCAUAACCGAAGGUUGGCUGCUGAACAGUUCAAGAAAACAAGUCUUCAUGUGGCUAAGAGUGUUUUGAACAACAAACAUAUAGUGAAGAUGCUGGAAAAAUACCUCAAGGGUGAAGAUCCUUUUGUCAAUGAAACUGCUGAUCUUGAGACAGAAGGAGAUGAAAAUGUAGGAGAGGAGAAGGAGACGACGCCAGAGGAGGUAGCUGCAGAAGUCUUAGCAGAGGUGAUUACAGCAGCAGUGAGGGCUGUGGAGGGAGAAGGAGACCCAGCCACAGACCAUAAUGAAGUCCCAGCUGAAGUGAAAGGCCCUGCCGAUACAGCAGAGGCCAGUAGUGACCCCCACACUGAAAAGCUGCUGGAAGAGCAAACCUGUGGAAUAGCCCCUGAAAAUGGGAACACUGAAGACAAGGACAGAAGUGAUGCUGCUGAGGCCAGAAAUGAAGCCGUGGUGCCAGCAGCAGAGGCAGAAAGCACUGCACCCAUUGCUAUCCCAGGAAUCAUGGAAGAUGAAGUAGGACAGAGUGAUGCAGAGUCCAAAGAUACUCCCCCAGAAUGACCUUUUCUUCCCUGUUUGAAGGGAUGUGUGAUAUCGUGUGCUCUCUUUGGUUUAUAAGCAGUGCUAGGGGUGGGGGUUGUUACUUGAUGGAAAGACUUUGCCAUUUCCUUCCCAAUGUACCUCAAGGAUUGAUGCUAUACAGCGGAUGGCUUCCCACCUUUGUUAGAAUACAAAAAGAGAUAAACCGUUUUCCCAAGUGGCCUUUGGCUGGCUAUCUGUGCACUGCAGUUAGAAUAAUAAAAGUAGAUCUUCCUGAUAUAUGUUAAAUGCUGAAACUGACAACGUGAGGGUAUGUUUUUAUUUGUUACUUGGGAAGCAGCUUGAUAGGAAUACGACUUGCUUGAGAAAUUUUUGUUGUUUAGGGGAAUUCCCUUUAUUCAACCGCAUGGCACAUGCUGUCGGACAUACAGUUCAACCCUCCAUGUGGGUGAGAGCUGAGAUUGUGCCCCCUCACCAACAGUCCUGCCUAAGAUCAGACAAAUUUUAUUAAGGCCUUUAUUUUAGCUUUGGCAUUGAGAUAGCAUCUUGUUCGACCCAGCCUAUCCUCAGAACUCAAUCCUCCAUGUCAGCCUUUAGAGU
Messenger RNA from Acomys russatus (golden spiny mouse), 2860 nucleotides. RefSeq names its product A-kinase anchoring protein 8 (gene Akap8). Bases 209 to 2281 code for a protein of 690 amino acids. NCBI's taxonomy places the organism in Eukaryota, Metazoa, Chordata, Mammalia, Rodentia, Muridae. Gene Ontology annotation, cellular component: nucleus; nuclear matrix. The transcript has 14 exons. Gene Ontology annotation, molecular function: DNA binding; protein kinase A regulatory subunit binding. The record is from RefSeq and is a predicted model, not a curated record.